This is a messenger RNA of Olea europaea var. sylvestris, 1566 nucleotides long. RefSeq names its product mitochondrial substrate carrier family protein B-like. Lineage: Eukaryota; Viridiplantae; Streptophyta; Magnoliopsida; Lamiales; Oleaceae. The transcript is spliced from 7 exons. The record is from RefSeq and is a predicted model, not a curated record. Gene Ontology annotation, biological process: transmembrane transport. Bases 277 to 1296 code for a protein of 339 amino acids.
UCCGCUAAUUCUCUUUUCUGCGAAGUUUGCAUCUUUUCUUGGCGGAAAAGGUUUACUCCAAUUCUCAAUAACACCAACAAAACAUGAGAAAUAUGUAAAAUAAUAUUCCGCAAAUUCGGAUCACUCCCUUGUUAGGUUUUCUCUAGGGUUUAUUACAACAACCCGGCAAAGAAAUCAAAAAAGAAAUUUAAAGCAUUACUUUUUUUCAAUUCCCACGCUCCUUGAAUCAAUAAUUUGGUUUCACCUCUGAAUUUUUUUUGGGGGAAAAUUCGAUAAAUGGAAGCUAGAGUUGGGAUGUCGGCGCAUGGAGGGGUUGUGGAUGGUGGUACAUCUACCAGGAAGUUAAUACACCAUCAACAUUCGCGGCCGAAACGGCAGCAGCAGCCUGUUACGCAGAUAGGAACUGUUCCUCAACUCCUUGCCGGUGGCAUCGCCGGAGCUUUCAGUAAAACCUGCACCGCUCCUCUAGCUCGCCUCACCAUUCUCUUUCAGGUACAAGGUAUGCACUCUGAUGUUUCAGUAAAGCCUAACAUAUGGCGUGAGGCCCUACGUAUUGUCAAUGAGGAAGGCUUUAGAGCUUUCUGGAAAGGGAAUUUGGUUACAAUUGCUCACCGGCUUCCAUAUUCUUCGAUCAGCUUCUAUGCUUAUGAACGCUACAAGAAUGUUUUAAAAUCUAUUCCAGGACUUGAUGGUUAUGGGGAAAAUGCAAGUGCAGAUGUUUUUGUGCAUUUUGUUGGUGGUGGUUUGGCGGGAAUGACAGCUGCUUCUGCUACAUAUCCACUGGAUCUCGUCAGGACACGGCUUGCUGCACAGAGGAAUACAAUAUAUUACCGGGGCAUCUGGCAUGCGCUUCAUACCAUAUGCAAAGAUGAAGGUUUCUUUGGCUUGUACAAAGGACUCGGAGCAACAUUAUUGGGCGUUGGACCCAGUAUAGCGAUUAGCUUUUCUGUUUACGAAAGUUUGAGAUUCUAUUGGCAUUCCCAAAGGCCCAAUGAUUCUGUUGUAGCAGUCAGCCUUGCUUGUGGCAGCCUUUCAGGCAUCGCAUCAUCAACAGCAACAUUCCCUUUGGAUCUUGUGAGGCGAAGAAUGCAACUGGAAGGGGCUGCUGGUAGGGCCCGAGUGUACAAUACUGGGUUGUUCGGGACAUUUAGGCACAUUAUCCGUGCGGAAGGCUUGCAUGGUCUGUACAGAGGUAUUAUGCCUGAAUACUAUAAGGUUGUUCCAAGUGUCGGGAUAGCUUUCAUGACGUAUGAAACACUGAAGACACUACUGUCACAAGGGCCUUUUAGUUCUUAAUCUUUGCAUCUAGUUAAGGAUCUUCCUCCAUGAAGUUUGUAACCCUUGUUUCACCAAGCUAGGAUGUGCAGUAAGGAUCAGUUUUGGUUAAAAUACAAGGCAAUUAGAAUUAGUAUGCAAAUUUUCCUCGUGUUCUUGAAAAAUUAUGCGGUGGUAAAUUUUAAGGUGGCUACCAUGAAUUUUUUUUCGAUGUAUAGGCUUACUUGAUAUCAUCUUGUCUCGCGUCAGUUUUAUCACUCGUAAUAUGUUUUUGUUAUUUUUAUUGUUCUA